AAAUUGUACGCUGUUUUUGAGUAGGCAGAGGAGUGUUAGUUAAAAUAUAUAAUAUGAAUAAAUUAGAUUAUCCCCGGCGGAAUGGAGCCCACAAAGUACGAAUAACGAUAUUGUGUGCACGGAACUUGGCUCGGAAGGAUUUAUUUCGGCUCCCUGAUCCAUUUGCCAAAGUGCAGGUGGAUGGCACAGCACAGGUCUAUACCACGGAUAUUAGUAAGUCGUCUCUAGAUCCCAAAUGGAACGCGCACUACGACCUUUUUGUAGGUAGUAACGAUGCUGUUACGAUUACUGUAUGGAAUCAGCGAAAGAUACAUAAAGCUAGUGGUUUUCUCGGCUGUGUACGCAUACCUGCGGAUUCAAUACAGAGGCUGAAGGGCAUGGGAUUUACGCGAUUGAAUUUAGGCAAACUGUCUCCUGAAGAUGAUGAUAUGGUUCGUGGCCAGAUUAUAAUUGCUUUAUUGUCAAAAGAUGGUCCAUGUGGUGGCAAUCCUUUGGCAGUAGUAGGUCCCAGCGGUGACAUUCGCGGUCCAUCGGAGGAUGAUUCGUCUGAGGACAGUUUGCCAGAAGGUUGGGAGGAGCGUCGCGCGGGUAAUGGUCGUGUAUAUUAUGUUAAUCAUGCAACGAAAUCAACCCAAUGGGAUCGACCCAAUACGCGUCAUCGUCAACGCUCGGCUGGGCAACAUAGUCAAGUUACUAGCUUGAAUCAGCCUGCUGGUCCAACUCGCUCGACAACUUGUACAAACCUUCUUAAUGGCCAAAAUAACUGUAGCAGUGGGAGAAAUGGAGGCGAAGCAGCCGACGAAAGACGUCAUUCCACGGAAAUACUCACCUCAUCGAGUGUGGGGAGUAGCAGUAUUAACAAUGGUAGCAAUACAAACACUGCCAUUCAAUUGGGCAAAGAAAAUUGUAGUCCAAAGCGGUUAGAGAAAGAUAUUAGUAAUAUGCCAUCGGCAGUACCCAGCACAAAAAAAGCAAUCCAACAGACUCGGGCUAGUAAUCAACAAAAUCAAGCAUGUGCUAGCGUGGCUAAAGUAUCUGAUGGACCUCUGGCAGCCACACAACAGGUGCGAGGAAAUGAUUAUAUAGCACCGGCAACAAAUACAAUGAUAACCACAACAGCAGCGACAGUUUCAACGACAACAACAACAACACCCAUCACGUCUUAUUUUGUGAAUUCGGAGGGUGUUGCCCAUGGAGUAUCACGCAAUGACAAUCAGGGGAAAUCAUCGAAGUCAGAAACAAUAUCACAUACCAAUCAAGGGGCGUCUUUAUUUAAUGGGCAUAACUUAUCGGAGUUAGGUGAUGGACCUCACAUUUUAGGAACACCGGCAACACCACAGCGUCAACAUACUCAAAAUCAGGCCAAUGGUAAUGCUAGUACGAGCGGAUCAAAUACUCCUCUGUCGCAGACAAAUGGUUGGAGUACCGAAGCAAGUGAACAACUUUCGUCGACGAUACCUACUACUAUGCUAGUAAGUCCGACAUCAGGCAAUGGCAAUGCUUGUGGAAGCAGCGUUGUUAGCAGUGUUGGUCUGGUGCAGAGAUCCAACUCGAACUCGAACUUACAAUUAUCAACACAAGCAAGUUCAACGCCGUCAAAUGGCAAUCAACGCGAGAGGGACCGUGAUCGUGAUAGAGAACGUGAACGAGAUUCACGCAAUGGGGGUAUACCGCCUACAAACUCCACUGCUUCAACAGCAAUAACUCCUGGUCAACGUUCACAGCGACGUGCUACACGUGGUAGUGAAGAUUCAUCGCGUCGCCGUUCUUCGCGAAGCACGCGAGCUGCUAAUAGUAGCGGCAGUGGUGGUAGUCAUCGAUAUGCGAUUUGUAACACCAAUGGUGCUAAUCUGACAGCACGUCCUUUUAUGGACCUACCCGCAGGUUAUGAGAUGCGUACAACUCAACAAGGUCAAGUGUACUUUUUUCACACUCCUACGGGUGUAUCGACUUGGCACGAUCCGCGCAUACCUCGCGAUUUCGACACGCAACAUCUAACACUUGACGCAGUGGGACCUCUACCUAGUGGUUGGGAACAACGAAAAACUGCAUCUGGAAGAGUAUAUUUUGUAGAUCAUAACAAUCGGACGACACAGUUUACUGAUCCCCGAUUUAAUUGCAAUAUAUUGCAAAUGAUACGACGAGGUACGCUGUCUAGUAAUGGAAGUGGUUCCGGUGUGGUGGCUGCUGUGGUUUCAACGGGUAAUGGUAGCAUUGUACAGCACCUUUCUCCUGCAGCCUCCCAUCCGCUGUCUGGUAAUAAUAGCGGAGGAGCAAGCAGUAAUGGCGGUGCUGCUAGUGGAGGUUCUAGUACGCCUCAUCGCAUAGCAAAUAGUGCGGCUGCCCCACCCGCAGAUCUUCCACAAGGUCUUCUAGAAGGUGCUGAAUUGUUACCAAAAUAUCGUCGCGAUUUAGUUGGAAAAAUGCGCGCUUUGCGUACCGAACUGCAGACACUGCAACCACAGUCCGGUCACUGUCGUCUUGAAGUGUCACGUAACGAAAUCUUUGAAGAGAGUUACAGACUGAUUAUGAAAAUGCGACCUAAGGACAUGCGCAAACGUUUAAUGGUAAAGUUCAAGGGAGAGGAAGGCCUCGACUAUGGCGGCGUUGCGCGUGAAUGGCUGCAUUUACUCUCACGGGAAAUGCUUAAUCCCCAGUAUGGAUUAUUUCAAUAUUCACGCGAUGAUCAUUAUACGUUGCAAAUUAAUCCAGACUCUGGUGUUAAUCCAGACCACUUAUCAUAUUUUCACUUCGUUGGGCGCAUCUUAGGAAUAGCGGUGUUUCAUGGACACUGCUUGGAUGGUGGCUUUACGACACCUUUUUAUAAGCAACUACUUAACAAACCCAUCACAUUAAGUGAUAUUGAAGGGGUUGAUCCAGAGUUGCAUCGUAGUCUAACAUGGAUGCUCGAAAAUAAUAUAACAGGUAUUAUAGAUUCCACAUUUAGUGUGGAAAAUAAUAGCUUUGGUGCAUUGGUAGUUCACGAACUAAAACCAUCAGGUGCCUCAAUACCAGUUAUCGAGGAUAAUAAGCGCGAAUAUGUCAAGCUUUAUGUGAAUUAUAGGUUUAUGCGCGGUAUUGAGCAACAGUUUUUGGCAUUGCAGAAAGGUUUUUGUGAACUCAUUCCAAGUCAACUUUUACGCCCAUUCGAUGAGCGAGAGUUAGAGUUGGUGAUUGGAGGUAUUUCGAGCAUAGAUGUUAGUGAUUGGCGCAUAAAUACAAGACUGAAACAUUGCACCCCGGAAACGCCACAAGUUAUUUGGUUCUGGCAGGUGGUGGAAUCCUAUUCCUCUGAGAUGCGAGCACGUCUUUUGCAAUUCGUAACUGGUUCAUCACGUGUUCCAUUGCAAGGUUUUCGAGCGUUGCAAGGCUCAACUGGAGCAGUUGGACCACGCUUGUUCACCAUACACCUUACUACAGAUGUGCCAACGCAAAACUUGCCAAAAGCACAUACGUGCUUCAAUCGCAUCGAUUUACCGCCUUAUGAAACGUAUCAGUUGUUGUGCGAUAAACUGACGCAGGCUGUGGAGGAAACUUGUGGAUUUGCCGUAGAAUAAUUGCAUAAAUAGUGGUUACCUGGUGGUAGAAUAAAACGAAUAAAAUACAUACCUAACGACUAUUGCGGCAAUAAAUAGGGCCCAUUCGUAAAUGAUAACAUGUAUUUUUGCAUUACUUGUUUAGAUGGAAUGAAAGAACACACAUCACUGCUACUCUCAUUUUCCAAUUUGUUAAUUUAUUAGUUUUUAUUGAUUUAUUGUUGCCGACUUGUGUUGUGGUUCGUAAGCGCCGCAACGAAAUUAUACAUACUCAUGUAUAAGAAAACAUGCAUACAUAAUAUAUAUGCUAACCAAUAAAGAUAUACACAUAUACACCUAUGUAUAUGCAUAAA
Molecule: messenger RNA, 3889 nt
Organism: Anastrepha obliqua
Lineage: Eukaryota; Metazoa; Arthropoda; Insecta; Diptera; Tephritidae
Gene: Smurf
Product: E3 ubiquitin-protein ligase Smurf1
Exons: 9
Coding region: 54-3557 (1167 amino acids)
Biological process (GO): ubiquitin-dependent protein catabolic process; negative regulation of BMP signaling pathway
Molecular function (GO): ubiquitin-protein transferase activity; protein binding
Source: RefSeq, a predicted model, not a curated record